Messenger RNA from Penicillium vulpinum, 1266 nucleotides. RefSeq lists its product as uncharacterized. The record is from RefSeq and is a predicted model, not a curated record. The transcript has 2 exons. NCBI's taxonomy places the organism in Eukaryota, Fungi, Ascomycota, Eurotiomycetes, Eurotiales, Aspergillaceae. The coding region runs from base 1 to 1266 and encodes 421 amino acids.
AUGUCUUCCUCAAACGCUGAAGGAGGUUUAAGACGCAGUACGAGAAAUAAGCAACCAAAAGAUAAUAAAGGAAAACUGCAAAAUCUGGUUGAAAGCGAGGGGGUUCUCUCCCAAACCAAGGCUGCUGCUGCGGAUGCGCAAGCCUCGUACAUUCAGCCAGGUUCCAGUAAAGAUACUGGUGCGUAUACAACCAACCAAAGUCAGUCGGUUCAGUCACAGUCGAAGCCCCCGUACAACACUCAAGAGGAGCAGCCAAGCCCAGAUAGUAUGGGAGAAGCGGUUCCAGAUGAAUCUAACGACCAGCCUAUGGGAGACGCUGAGCCUGAAAGGAAACCAUUAGAAUCCCCUAGAGCCAGCCCAAGGUCGCGUUAUAUAGCUGAGAACUCAGCUGAAUCUGGUAGUCCCUCUCCUGUCGGCCCCAAUGACUCGUCGGAAUUCUCGGAUGAAGUCCUGACCGACCUGAAGAAGCUCUCAAUUGGUCAUGAUCACGACGGAGAACCAGACGCCUGGAGUCGUCUUGGACGGUCAAAUAUAUUGCUGGUUCGGUAUGGACCCUACAAAGCGGCAAAAUACCGGGUUCAGCCUGGAAAUGGGUACAGUACCCAAGGGCUGCAGAAAGUAUCCAAACUAAAGACCCGAAUUUCGUACGUGAUGUACGAAGGGGAGGACGGGGAAGACCAUUAUAGAUACAGCAGGGACAACAUCGUCGGCAUUGUCGGUGUGGCAUUUUAUGAAAGAAAAAACAUUGACAAGGUCUACAAAACAGCUCCCCCGGCCUUUGUCAAAGUUAAAUGGCAAGGAAUCGAUGCUGCGCAUCAGAACCUGUUGACCAGAGGCAACUCCUGGAUUACCAAGGCAGAUCUAGUUAGACUCACCGACUUAGCCACAGCAGAGCAAAAGAUCUCCGAGGCUUGGGUGAAGCAGGAAUUGGACGAUGAGGACGAUGAAGACAAUGACCUGUUUGUCGAUGGCUUCAGUACUAAUGCUCAGAACGCCAGUGGUCAGGAUAGCAACGGUCCGAACAACAAUGGCCUCAAUAAUGAUAUAAGCAGCGGAUCUGGUCAAAAUCGGCCUCCACCAAAAUUAAGCAAGUUCUAUAAGAGAUGGUUGGGAAGAGUGGGAAUUCCGGAAACUGAUUUCAGUAGCCUCGACGAUAAAUACAUUGCGAGAUUUGAAGCUGCUGCAUACGUUUAUAUGGACGAGCUGAGGAAGCAAGGCUACGUUGUAGAAGAUGAUAUGGAUAUGGAUAUAGGUGUGGAUAUCUAG